This is a messenger RNA of Clupea harengus (Atlantic herring), 3333 nucleotides long. RefSeq names its product myotubularin related protein 7b (gene mtmr7b). Gene Ontology annotation, molecular function: phosphatidylinositol-3-phosphate phosphatase activity; phosphatidylinositol-3,5-bisphosphate phosphatase activity. Gene Ontology annotation, biological process: phosphatidylinositol dephosphorylation. Gene Ontology annotation, cellular component: cytoplasm. Lineage: Eukaryota; Metazoa; Chordata; Actinopteri; Clupeiformes; Clupeidae. The record is from RefSeq and is a predicted model, not a curated record.
UAAUCUCUACGAAUGCGAUACGUGUUGUUGUCAUCUGUAACAGAGGGCUGGUGGGUGCAGGGCGCAGAUCUCCUGUCGCACCGCCUCACGGACAACGAUGGACGAUGGCGUGGGCUACCUGCGGGACAGUCCAUUAACCUCACUCUGAACAUGGAGUGCAUGCUGGUAUCUUACUGAAAAAAGUGUCUUCCGAGAAGGUUGUAUACGAUUUUCUUCGGCGCACCAUUUUGGCUGUUCCGAUCGAGGAUGGAGCAUAUCAGGACGCCGAAGGUCGAAAAUGUCAGACUGAUCGACAGAGUGACCCCCCGGAAGUCAGCUCCGGGGACACUGUAUCUUUCAUCCACGCACAGCAUCUUCGUUGAAAACACAGAGGCUCGCAAGGAAACAUGGGUGUUCCACAGUUUGGUCAACAGUAUCGAACGUCCCCCCACCAACCCCUCUGGCAGUCCCCUGAUCAUCCGCUGCAAGAACUUCCAGGCCUACCACCUCCUCAUCCCUCAGGAGAAGGACUGUCUGGAUGUACAGGCCUCUCUGACACGCCUCUCCAGACCGGAGAGAUACACUGAGCUGUCAUGCUUCUCCUACCAUCCCAACGUGAACAAGGAUGAUCGAGAAGAGGCGUGGAGCUUCAUAGACCUACGGGCUGAGUAUGGGCGAAUGGGGAUUCCCAGCAACCUUUGGUAUCACACCCCUGCCAACAGCGAGUACCGGGUGUGUGACACCUACCCUUCUGAUCUGUAUGUGCCCAAAUCGGCCACACCGCCCAUGAUUGUGGGCAGUGCCAAGUUCAGGAGCCGGAGAAGAUUCCCUGUCCUGUCCUACUACCACAGGGACAACAGUGCCUCUAUUUGUCGCAGUAGUCAGCCACUGUCUGGCUUCAGCGCUCGCUCCACAGAGGAUGAACAGAUGAUCCAGGCCAUUAUGAAGUCCAACCCAGUCAGCGAGCUCAUGUAUGUGGUGGACACAAGGCCAAAGCUGAAUGCGAUGGCCAAUCGCGCAGCAGGAAAAGGCUAUGAGAACGAGGACCACUACACCAACCUCAAACUGCAGUUCAUUGGCAUCGAAAACAUCCAUGUCAUGAGAAACAGCCAACAGAGAAUUGUCGACAUGGGAGAGAUCAGGUCCCCCUCCAUGGGGGACUUCCUCUGGGGCCUGGAGAACUCUGGUUGGCUCAAGCACAUCAAAGCUGUCCUGGAUGCUGGUGUCUUCAUAGCAAGGGCUGUAGCAGAAGAAGGGAUCAGUGUGUUAGUCCAUUGCUCAGAUGGCUGGGACCGCACAGCACAGGCUUGCUCAGUUGCCAGUGUCCUUCUGGACCCUUACUAUCGCACCCUGAAAGGAUUCAUGGUCCUCAUCGAAAAAGACUGGGUAUCGUUUGGACACAAGUUUUCUCACAGGUACGCUCACCUGGAGGGUGACCCUAAGGAGGUGUCUCCAGUGAUCGACCAGUUCCUGGAGUGUGUGUGGCAGCUGAUGGAGCAGUUCCCAUGUGCCUUCGAGUUCAAUGAGCGCUUCCUGCUCCAGCUGCACAUGCAUGUGCACUCCUGCCAGUACGGCAACUUCCUGGGCAACUGCCAAAAGGAGAGAAGGGACCUUAGGCUCCGUGAGCGAACCCACUCUGUCUGGCCGGUCCUGUGGGAACAGCAGGCUGAGUUCUUUAACCCGCUGUACCGAGACGACCCCAGCCAGACCCAGGGUGUACUGCGGCCUGUCACCACCCCCCACUGCUUCAAGUUUUGGAAGAGCAUGUAUAACCGGGCAGAGAAGCCGUCUGCGGUGGCGGCACGCCAGUCUGCAUCCGAGUGUCUGUCUGCCGUGCGCGAGGAGACGCAGCAGCUGGAGGAGGAGCUGACCACCCACCAGGAGAGAAUAGCUAUGCUGACGGGAAAGAAGGUGGAGGCUGUAGUGAAGAGGAUGAGCAGAGCCAGUGACGGCACACCCAGGCGGGCCCCACCUGCUUCGGACAGGGGGGAAGAGGGCGUGGCCGAAAGCCCUCAGGACUACUUCCCCUGCUGGGACUCCGCCCCGGAGAGGGAGUGUAAGGCUCCGCCCUUCUCCCUGCCCCUCGCAUCGGCCUUAGAUGUGGGGGAACCCGAUGACCUUUCAGCCUGCAGUGACCUCGAGUCUGGCGUGGCUGACCUCAGCAGCCGCUCUUCCAGCAGCGGAAACGACAAGGACCCUGAUUUGUACGAGGCUGCCUACGCCACUGCCUGAGUACAAAUCCAGGCCACCCAGAAAAGGGAACAUAGGGAAAGGUAGCUAGAGGUGGGGUGGGGUGGGGUGAGGUUAGGUGGAUGUUUAUGUGACCCCUAAAACCCUUUGAGCCAACUUUUUAAAAACUGUUUUUUUUUUUUUUUUUUAAAUCUAAUCUCUGGGCAGGUGGUGUCAGUGGGAAUACACUGUACGUGUUUCAGAGCACACAAACACUGAGCCACAGAGCUGAUCAGGGCCUACGUGAGGCAAGCGAACAAAGAGUUAAAAUGUCUUAAGUUUGUUUACAGUUAAGGGAAACAACUAUUUAUUAUAAGUGCAAUAUGUUAUGUUAGGCCACUAUGUUUGUAUCAUUUGAACAUUUUUUUUACUGAGUUAUGUCAUCCUGUUUUAUGUUCUUGUGCUGUUUUAAGCGGUGCACUUUAAUGUUUUCAGAUCAAUGACACUGGUUGUAGUUUUCCAUACUCAGAAUAGAGCUUUUCCAUUUUAUUUCUCAGGUUAGCAAAGUGGUAGUUAUCUAGAAUCAGUUAUCUCAGUAAUUAGCUACAUACAUUAAUUGCAAGAAUAGCAAUAUAGUCAGAUGAAAAAAAGUCAAGUCAGUAAAACUAGUCCGACCUCGGCUAUAGUUAAUUGGGACCAUUUUACUGCCAAACUACACAAUACUCAUACAUAUUUAACACCAAAGUAACCUCAUACAUUUUCUCUCUAAAACUACAAUUGAGCUUUUUAAGAGGUUUUAGUCUAGCGGAGAUGGAAACAUUAUGCUAGUCAGUUUGCAUCUUGGACCCAGUGUUCCAAUUUUAGUCUUUACUCUUGAAUUUAUAGGAUAAUGUAGUUAGGGACAUGGAAGUCUGAUACAACCACCUGUACAAUUCAGAUGAAACUAAAUGUGAGGGGAAAAGGGUGGUGUACUUCCCACUUCUCUGUUUGUGAAUGUGUGUAUCUACUGUGUUUGAACUGUUCUUGAGUGCUUUUCACAUUUGUGACACAUAGGAAAACUUCCCUCUGUCAAUGAAAAGGCAUCUCAUUCCACACUAUCCCCAUCAUACUUGACCUAGGCUGUUUUUGAUGUAUGGUACACCUUGUUAUUUGUACCCUUACCAAUUAAAAACCAUGAUCCCACUA